Molecule: messenger RNA, 1359 nt
Organism: Mesorhabditis spiculigera
Lineage: Eukaryota; Metazoa; Nematoda; Chromadorea; Rhabditida; Rhabditidae
Source: the annotation of a GenBank genome assembly
AUGCCGUUCUGGGAUCCAUGCUCGCCGGAGGUACUCCACGCCCUGAAAGGUCUCAUCAAGAAUGAGGAUGAGAUUCCGGAGGCUAGGGAUGACCCUCAUUUCGUGGAGCGUACGAUCAAGACGCUGUGCAAGCGGAUGCGAAAGGGCGCCACGUCGACGAGCGAGGAGUUGAUGCGCGUGAUUCAGACCGAGGAUCGCAAUUCGGAUUGUAUUCUUGUGCCAACUGUUCUCGACGGCCGCCCAGCUUCCAGCAAAGGCACCCAGCCACACUUUCUGUGCUGCAAGCUGUGGAGAUUCUCCUUCCUGCGGUCCCGCAGCGAGCUGAAAUCCCAGCCACAGUGCCGAUACCCUUACGAGCGGAAGAUGGCCAGCCUGUGCAUCAACCCAUUUCACUACGAGCUCGUUUAUCAGAGGAUGGCAAGGAAUGUUCCGUCGAUCACCGUGCCGAACGUUGACUAUGGACGGAUUAAGCAUGUGCGGAAGGAGCAGGACGAGCGGAUGCCAAUCGUAACGGUGACUGGAGAUGAACUCCGCGCGGGUUUCGUCGUGGAUUACCCAACAGGAGAUGGCGGCUCACAAGCGACAUCCCCGGCCUCAUCUACCACCAGUGAGGAUAUGCCUCGAUUGCCGCCACUGUGCAUCGAGGGCGAGAUGCCACCAAGUCGAUACCCGUUGAAUAGCCCGCUGGCCGAGUUGUCGCUCACCGAUCUUGAUGAAGUGAUGGAUAUGGGACAGGCUAGCUCGUCUAUCGUGGAAUUCGAUGAGAUGCCGGUGUGGGGGACGCUCAUCUACCACGAGGAGGCCAAGGAGGUCGGGCCUCGAUUCCUCGCCAGACGGCCUUUUUUGCUGAUCGAUGGAUAUGCUGCGCCGCAUACGGAAGAUCGGUGGAGCCUCGGCUACCUUUCCGACGCCACGAGACCGGCCAACAUUGAGGAGACGCGCAAGCUGAUCGGACCCGGAGCACGACUCUAUUAUAUUGGAGGAGAGCUUUUCCUGGAAUGCCUCUCCUCACAGCCCCUAUUCGUCCACAGCGCCAACUGUAAUCAGCGCCACGGGUGGCCGCCAAAUACCGUGGUGCGCGUGCCACCUCACUGUAACUUGAAGGUGUUCAACCACGCCGAAUUCGCGCAUUUGGUGAAUGAGACUGUUUCAAAGGGACAUGAAGCCGUUUACGCGCUCCUGAGCCUGGCCAACGUCCGCUUCUCGUUCGUCAAGGGGUGGGGCGGAAAUCGGUACCAACGGCAGGACAUUUCGAAGACGCAUUGCUGGAUUGAGUGCCAUCUGAACAGCGCGCUCGAGUGGGUGAAUCGUGUGAUGAAGACGAUGAACGCCCCCCGACUCGCCCAUACCUCUUACACC